This is a messenger RNA of Paramormyrops kingsleyae, 3960 nucleotides long. RefSeq names its product sodium/myo-inositol cotransporter-like. Gene Ontology annotation, molecular function: D-glucose:sodium symporter activity. Gene Ontology annotation, cellular component: plasma membrane. Gene Ontology annotation, biological process: myo-inositol transport; transmembrane transport; inositol metabolic process. The record is from RefSeq and is a predicted model, not a curated record. Lineage: Eukaryota; Metazoa; Chordata; Actinopteri; Osteoglossiformes; Mormyridae.
CUGCCGUAUAAUGAACUGUUAGUCAAUAACCCACACGUAACUGCCGGAUAUUCUAUUUUCGAGAAUUAAUCAUUUCUUCUCAUAUGUAGAAACGGGUAUCCUGUGUGUGUGUGUGUUUGUAUGCACAUACACACACACACACACACACACACACACACACCAUAAAUUCAUUAUAUCUGUUAUAGUCACAGCGUUUUUAUACUUGUGAUAAAAGUAGUAAGCAAGUGGGCGUGAUAAACACGCCGGUCUCGUGUGCUCGGCUGAAUUGAAAUGCAAUUUUUAAAAAGGAGGUGUUGAAUUUCAACAGCAGACCUGCGUGAUGUUGAACUGAGACUCACUUCAUGCAGCUGGAUGGAGGCUCCGAGGGGCGAGCAGAGACAAGGUCAACCUUAUGUACAGCUCAAAUAGCUUUUCUGUUUAUUUUCAUUGAAUGAGCAUCGCUAACAAAAAGUGGCAUGGCUUUAAAGUCAUACCUGUGUGGGCAGUGUAAUGUACUAACGGUUAAUAGUAUUUUUUUUAAAGUAAAUAUGUCGAGAAUCUGAGCAUUGCUUCUAGAUAUUUUUACAGUUAUGGAUAGUUUGGAGGAGAAGUGUGUUUAAAAAACUCAAGCUCAGGAACUCAAAACUCUAAAUAAGCAUUUCCUAAAACAUCUAACACGCAAGCUAAUCGGACAGUGGAUUGUGCAAACUGAAUUCUCCCUGCUGGUGGAUACUAUUGUUUACAUCCAGCCAUUAAAUCACAGGGCAGAGGACACAAACUAGCCCUGAACUGUCUCUUGCAUUUUUCCGACUUAGUCGUUAAAAAUCCAUUUAAAAUGGCAUCCGCUCUGCAGGCAGCUGACAUUGUCGUUGUGACUCUCUAUUUCGUGCUUGUUUUGUCCAUUGGCUUGUUAGCUAUGCGGAAGGCAAACCGGAGUACAGUGAGGGGAUACUUUCUCGCCGGACGGUCCAUGAAUUGGGUCGCCAUAGGGGCAUCUCUGUUUGUUAGUAAUAUUGGCAGUGAGCAUUUUAUUGGCUUGGCGGGAUCUGGGGCAAUGAGCGGGUACGCACCUGGUGCCUGGGAAUUCAACGCAGUGUUCCUCCUGCAGCUCCUGGGCUGGGUCUUCAUCCCGGUAUACAUCAGCUCGGGGUUGUAUACUAUGCCGGAGUAUCUCUCAAAGCGUUAUGGUGGCAGUCGACUCAAAGUCUAUUUUGCCGCUCUCUCGUUGGUCCUUUAUAUCUUUACCAAGCUGUCUGUGGACCUAUAUGCAGGUGCCCUAUUCAUUCAGGAGUCUAUGGGCUGGAACCUGUACUUGUCUGUGAUCCUUCUGAUCAGUAUGACCGCCCUGCUGACAGUAACAGGGGGGCUGGUGGCUGUCAUCUAUACAGACACCUUUCAGGCCACCCUCAUGAUCAUUGGAGCCGUCAUCCUUAGCGUCAUGAGCAUGGUCAAAGUCGGAGGCAUGGAGGGUUUGAAGAUGAAGUAUAUGCAGGCCACUCCAAAUGUCAGCGCCAUCCUGGCGAGCACUAACUUGACGUAUACCAACACGUGCGACAUCCAUCCCAAACCGCUGGCUUUCAAGCUGCUGCGUGGCCCUUCAGACGAGGAUGUUCCCUGGCCCGGCUUCCUCCUGGGCCAGAUGCCAGCAUCUAUCUGGUACUGGUGUACGGAUCAAGUCAUCGUUCAGAGGGUGCUAGCUGCCAAGAACAUUGCUCACGCCAAAGGUUCGACUCUGAUGGCGGGAUUUUUGAAGAUCUUGCCCAUGUUUAUCAUUGUAAUGCCUGGAAUGAUUUCUCGGGUCCUCUUCACUGAUGAGAUUGUUUGCAUCAGCCCUGAACACUGCAUGCAGGUGUGUGGCAAUCAAGCCGGAUGCUCCAACAUCGCCUAUCCUCGGCUGGUCAUGAACAUCAUGCCCGUGGGCCUUCGAGGCCUUAUGAUGGCCGUGAUGAUCGCGGCUCUGAUGAGCGAUCUGGACUCUGUCUUCAAUAGUGCCAGCACCAUCUUUACUCUCGACAUCUACAAGAUGCUGAGGAGGAGCGCAUCGCCUCAGGAGCUGGUGAUGGUUGGCCGGCUCUUUGUGGUGUUGAUGGUAGCCAUUGGCAUCAUGUGGGUCCCUGUCAUUGUCGAGAUGCAUGGCGGACAGAUGUACCUGUACAUUCAGGAGGUGUCUGACUACCUCACCCCACCGAUUGCAGCCCUUUUCCUCCUGGGGGUAUUUUGGAAACGCUGUAAUGAGACUGGUGCCUUCUGGGGAGGGGUGACCGGCUCUGUUUUGGGGGUUAUGCGUUUGGCCCUUGCAUUCAUCUACAAGGAACCGUGCUGUAAUCAGACAGAUGAGAGGCCGGCCUUCAUUGCUCAUUUCCACUUCAUGUAUGUGGCAGCCGUCCUAUUCUGGAUAUCGGGAUUGGUGGCAGUGGUAGUCAGUUUGUGCACUCCACCACCAAGCAAAGAGCAGAUCCACAGCACCACUCUGUGGGGCCUACGCCAUAAAGCAGAAUGGUGCAUUAAAAAUAAGGAGAAAACUAGCAAUAAACAGGUCUACUGCAACAGUGAUGACAGCUGCCACAAACAGCCGGCGCAAGGAGAUGUUCAGAUAGAGUUGUGCCCCAACAGGUCAGACCUCAAGCUGCCUGCUCCUGCUUUUGACACCCCACUGGUCUCUAACCACCAGGUUUCUGCACCCCUGGAACAGCCAGAAAAUGGUCACGUGGGAACGGUGGGCCAAGACAGCUCAGAAUGUGUCAGAAGUAGUGGGGAGAGGGGGAAGUGCAAGAAGAAGACAGAAUGGUUUUGUGGAAACACGGAUAACAUUGAGAAAGAUCAACCAAAAGCAGUGGAGGAGGAGAUCCUCAGUGCGAUGUUGUAUGAACCUUGGACAACCAAGGUGAUUCUUAACAUAUUUCUGUUUUUAAUAUGUGUUGUGGGGUUCUUCCUCUUUAUCUUCUUCUCAUUGUAGAGAGAUGCUGUCCCUGAAUUAGUUGGAAACAUGGCGAUGUUUUAUGAGGUGCCAUCUGGCUUGUGUUGACUUCUGGUAGCCUUAUUGACAGCAUUUACCCAGAAUAUCCUGCAUUCUGUCUGCUUCUUUAAGGAUGUUUGUUGUUGUGGUGAGUUUUUCCAGAUAAGGGAUGCUGUUUAGAUGGAUUAAGUGGUAUAGAUAAUGGAUGGAUGGAUGGAUGGGAUGCUGUUUACCAUUUCUUUCCUCCUUUUGCAACAGUGUCAUCUAGCCCCUUGUGAGUCCUGUGUUAAUCUGAGUGUCCCUGACAGAAGUUAAAUCACUCCAAACGUAUAGCUCCUACUGUUCCUAGUGCAUGCAAGCCUGCUACACAUGCAAAAAGUUUCUUGGCAUGAUUUUGUGUUUGAGUCCUUUUUAAGUCAUCUUUGUAUUUUAGCAGUUUUCUGCUUCUGUAAUAAGCUUAAGAUACCAUAGAAAAUGUAUCCAUCCCUCUUCUAUAACUGCAUAUUCAAUGCAGGGUUGCAGUGUUUUCACAGAUUAGUGUAUUUAAACUGCCUUAUUCUACUCUGUAUACUUAUUUUUUCCAUUUUGUGUGUGGUCCUUAUAGACAUUGCCCCCAAGAUUCAGUUAUUUACUUUGGAUAAAAUAACCAUGUUGCUUGCAUUCAAGCUGUAAAUAUAUGUCUCAUAACAUUCUUUACCCUAAAAAAUUAAUACCCAAAAUGUGUAAUGCGAAAGGGUUCUGACGUGCUGAGGUUUUUGAGCGCAAACAUUAUAUGUUUACACCAAAUAGCUUGGCCAUGAAAUGUGUUUGGACUUUUAGUAUUUUUAAAUACAUAUAUGCACACAGGAACAUUAAAACAGUCUCAUUUUAAACACAUGGCCUCAUCCCCAGUGUCCCUUAUGAACCGCAAGCAAACUGAAGAAACUCAGAACUUUUCAGAAUUUAUGCAAUAUAAAAAAGUUUUAUAAACGGAAUUUAUAUCACAUAUAUUUAUAUUUCCCAUCCAUGGUGUACUCCAGCCUUGU